Messenger RNA from Paramecium pentaurelia, 656 nucleotides. NCBI's taxonomy places the organism in Eukaryota, Ciliophora, Oligohymenophorea, Peniculida, Parameciidae. The record is from the annotation of a GenBank genome assembly.
AUGUUUUAUAACCUUCCAAGAACUCCAUAUAUAAAAACAAGAGUACAACCAAGAGUUUUAUACAAUGGAUUUGAAAAGUACAAGUAAGUCUCUAUAACAGCACAAAAAUAGUAAAGGUUCAAAAUACUUUUGAAUAUUACCAUUAUUUAUAAAAGAAAAAGGAGUAUUAAGAUUAAUAGAAGGAAUUAUUGGAAGGAUUGAAAAUAGAGAAUGAAGAUAUGAAAAAGUUAUCUUAUUCAGUAAAAUGUUUUGGAGUUAGUAACAAAGAAGGAAAAUUUGGAGUUCAAAGCCAGCGUAAAUUUAUGGGUGGAUCAUUCGAAUCCCAACCAAAUUAUGAGGUGAAUGUUUAAAGUGAAAGAAUAUCUUAUCCUUUCAAGUCAAAACGCCUAAUUUCUAGCCGAAGAUAAUUAAGAGACAAAUAGAAACCCCACUCCGAAAUUCUCAAAUUGCCAGAGAGACCAGAAACAGUCAGAACAGAACUCGUCUCAAACGUCGAUAAAAUAGUUAGGAAAUCGCGCUUAAAGUUUAAACAAUAACAUUCUCAACCAUAGCCCGAGAUAGCAUUCGAGAAAGGAAAAGCUAAGUAUCAAUCUUAUAGUCGUCUCCUCUCAGAGGCCCAUAGUCAUGAAAGUUUUUAUAAAAUCCUUAGUCCUUGA